Messenger RNA from Triticum urartu, 2070 nucleotides. NCBI's taxonomy places the organism in Eukaryota, Viridiplantae, Streptophyta, Magnoliopsida, Poales, Poaceae. The record is from RefSeq and is a predicted model, not a curated record.
GUCGGGCCAAUGGACUGGGCUAAAUUUUGUAGGAAUUCCAUAUAGGCCACUGUACGUGUAUGGGUACAAACAAGGAAAUGAUCCAAUCCUGGGAAUGUACUUCACUUACACUGCAACAAAUACAUCUCUGCAGAGGUUUGUUGUUGCGCCAGAUGGCAGAGACGUCUGCUACAUGGUUAAGAAGUCUACACAGGAGUGGGAAACUGUGUGGGUGCAACCGUCAAAUGAGUGCGAGCGUUAUGGUGCAUGUGGUUCAAAUGCGAUAUGUACGGUGGUGCAAGAUGGGAAGGCAAAAUGUACCUGCAUGAAAGGUUUUAAGCCAAAGUUAGCAGAUGAGUGGAAUGCAGGAAAUCGGAGCCAGGGUUGUGUUAGAAACCCACCUUUGGACUGUCAGGUGAACAAAACUGGAGAUGGAUUUCUCUCUAUCCCGAAUGUCAAGUGGCCAGAUUUUUCAUACUGGGUAUCUGGUGUGACCGAUGAGUAUGGGUGCAUGAAUACCUGCCGGCAAAAUUGCUCAUGUGGUGCCUAUGUCUACAUGACUCAGUUGACGGGGUGUCUACAUUGGGGUAAUGAACUGAUGGAUGUUUACCAGUUUCAGGCUGGGGGUUAUGCCCUAAACCUCAAGCUUCCUGCUUCUGAGUUAGCAGGUUCACAUAUCGCAGUUUGGAAAAUAGCCGCAAUAGCAUCUGCCGUGGUGCUAUUUGUUUUGUUAGCUUGUCUCUUUUUAUGGUGGAAGCGUGGAAGAAAUAUCAAAGAUGCAGUGCACAGAAGUUGGAGGAGGUCAAGACGUUCAUCUACCAGAUCUCAGCAAAGUGCUGGCAUGCUGGAUAUCUCACAUUCGAUUCCUUUCGACGAUGAAACGGAGGACGGAAAAAAUCAUGAACUCAAAGUACUCUCCCUGGACCGCAUCAAAGCUGCUACUGGUAGUUUCAGUGAAUCCAACAAGCUUGGGGAAGGUGGAUUUGGCCCGGUUUAUAUGGGAACAUUACCUGGUGGAGAAGAAGUAGCUGUGAAGAGGCUUUGUAAGAACUCAGGUCAAGGCCAUGAGGAGUUCAAGAAUGAGGUCAUACUGAUUGCAAAGUUGCAGCACCGGAAUCUUGUCAGACUAUUAGCCUGCUGUAUACAGGGAGAAGAGAAGAUCUUGGUUUAUGAGUACAUGCCUAACAAGAGCCUCGACGCAUUUAUCUUUAAUCCUGAAAAGCGAGGUCUCCUAGACUGGAGGACAAGGUUUGAUAUCAUCGAAGGUAUUGCUCGAGGACUGCUAUAUCUCCACCGGGACUCAAGGCUACGUAUUGUUCAUCGUGAUCUCAAGGCCAGCAACAUUCUCCUAGACACAGACAUGAACCCCAAAAUAUCAGAUUUCGGAAUGGCAAGGAUUUUUGGAGGGGAUGAAAACCAGUUCAACACGAACCGUGUGGUCGGAACAUUCGGCUACAUGUCCCCUGAGUAUGCCAUGGAAGGCAUUUUCUCGGUCAAGUCCGAUGUCUAUAGCUUCGGAGUUCUGAUCUUGGAGAUCAUUACAGGGAAGAGGGCUGUCAGCUUUCAUGGCCAGCAGGAGUCCCUAAACAUCGCGGGAUAUGCAUGGCAACAAUGGAACGAAGACAAGGGCGAGGACAUGAUCGACCCGUUGAUAAAACCGUCGUGCUCGAUUCGACAGGUCCUGAGGUGCAUCCACAUUGCAUUGCUAUGCGUGCAAGAUCAUGCCCAAGAGCGUCCGGACGUGCCCGCGGUCAUCCUGAUGUUGAGCAGUGACAGCUCCAGCCUUCCCAUGCCGAGGGCGCCCACCCUGAUGCUCCGUGGCCGUGCUCUUGAGUCGAGCAAAUCAAGCGAGAACGAGAGGAGCCACUCCAUUGGUACCGUAUCAAUGACACAGUUGCAUGGAAGAUAGCAUAGCAGGGACAGUAUAUACUGAAGAUAUCAUGUCUUUCUUUUUCUCCAAAUGUUAUGUUGCAAUGCUGGUGUUUUCUGUAGAGUAGGACGUGGGCAGUUUGAGGAAGCCCAAUGUGUACGAAAAAAGAUAUUCAUUUCUGUCAUCUGUAAAGUCGGAAUGAAGGUCCAUUCUCAAGUUUA